CCGGUUUGCGGCGUUUCUUUCUCUUUCCGUGUUAGAAGUUCAACGAGGCAACACGUACGUGUUCGGCCCGUCGUGAGCAAAAAUGGUGAACCACCGUAUUCCUUCGGUCUUCUCCAAGACCUACGUUACUCCACGUCGUCCGUUCGAAAAGCCGCGUCUCGAUGCGGAAUUGAAGAUUAUUGGCCAGUACGGCCUGCGUAACAAGCGUGAGGUAUGGCGUGUGAAGUACACGCUUGCCAAGAUCCGCAAGGCUGCUCGUGAGUUGCUCACGCUGGAAGAGAAGGAUGAGAAGCGUCUGUUCCAAGGUAACGCCCUGCUGCGUCGUCUGGUCCGCAUCGGUGUGCUGGAUGAGUCUCGCAUGAAGCUCGAUUACGUGCUCGGCUUGAGAAUUGAGGAUUUCCUUGAGCGUCGUCUGCAGACCCAGGUGUUCAAGCUGGGAUUGGCCAAGUCGUACCAUCACGCUCGCGUUCUGAUCCGCCAGCGUCACAUUCGUUCUCUAGAGAGAUUUUGCGCUGGCCCCGUGCCGCCGCAAAUGAUCGUGAGUGCCACUUAGAUUCUGAAGGGUCGCAAGAUUUUUCGGUUUCUAACGCCUCACAUACGUACACACGAAAAACUAGUUCAGUGACACGGCUUUACUUGCACGAUGAAGCAGUUUCCUGGUUGGUCGCCAACGCGCAUUGGCGAUCAUUGGAUCUAUUCACGGCAAGAAUGAGCCAUUAGGAACUUGUUAAUUCGUGCUGAAACGUACUCGCCGAUCCACGGAAGCAAGAAUCAGAUGUAUUUCUUCCACAUGCGCGAUGCAGCGAUGCAUUGAGGAUCACUGGAAGGUUUUACUGUUGUAUCGAUUCGGAACGAGGUA
Messenger RNA from Anopheles merus, 859 nucleotides. RefSeq names its product 40S ribosomal protein S9 (gene RpS9). The transcript is spliced from 3 exons. Bases 83 to 553 code for a protein of 156 amino acids. Gene Ontology annotation, molecular function: structural constituent of ribosome; rRNA binding. Gene Ontology annotation, biological process: positive regulation of translational fidelity; translation. Gene Ontology annotation, cellular component: cytosolic small ribosomal subunit. Lineage: Eukaryota; Metazoa; Arthropoda; Insecta; Diptera; Culicidae. The record is from RefSeq and is a predicted model, not a curated record.